AUGUCAAAUCCAAAAAUAUUUGAAAAUACAAAAAAACAGUCAACCAAAAAUUUAAUUAAGCCAACAACAAAUUUACAACAACAAAAACAUUUAUUAAAAAAAGUUUCUUUGCUUUUAUUGUUACCCCUUAUGUUUUUGCAAAUUAUUAAUUGUUUUACUUUUUGCUUGGCAGAAAAUAAUAAUAAAGUUGAGGAAAUGAGAAGGUGGAGUAAUGGUGUUGGACUUUGGGGAAAACGUUCAAUGUCUUCUGGAACAAAUGAGCUUUUGGAUAACCCAACAGAAAAUGCUUUUCUCUUCAAACGACCAGAAAAUUCAUGGCACAAAUUAAACGCUUUAUGGGGGAAAAGAUCUUCAGUUGGCAUACCCCCUUCCUCAAAUUGGCAAACAGCUACGGGACUUUGGGGAAAGAAAAGGUCUGUAAUAUCUCCUCUUCCCUCUGCUUGGCAACAAAUUUCAGCAUAUUAUGAUUUGGCAAAUUCGAGACGUUAA
Molecule: messenger RNA, 489 nt
Organism: Meloidogyne enterolobii
Lineage: Eukaryota; Metazoa; Nematoda; Chromadorea; Rhabditida; Meloidogynidae
Source: the annotation of a GenBank genome assembly